Messenger RNA from Phytophthora infestans T30-4, 1323 nucleotides. Its product is annotated as protein kinase. Gene Ontology annotation, biological process: protein phosphorylation. The record is from RefSeq and is a predicted model, not a curated record. Lineage: Eukaryota; Oomycota; Peronosporomycetes; Peronosporales; Peronosporaceae. Bases 1 to 1323 code for a protein of 440 amino acids. Gene Ontology annotation, molecular function: ATP binding; protein kinase activity. The transcript is spliced from 4 exons.
AUGUACGUCGCACUCGCUUGCACCGCAUGUCCAUGCACGUCGAAGACUCGGGAUAAUGCCGUCAACCGCGUUGAAAUUGGAGAAGUGGGGGAACUUCAGCUACCUACCAAACAAAAUGGUGAUUACGAGAUCGCACAAUUCUUUCCAGUCAUCAGACGCCAGCAGCAACACUCGCACUCGUCGUACGCACUACUUCCUGCCGGUAAAAUCAAGCUUUGCAUUCGCGUGGAAUUAGAAAAAAACAUAUUGGACCGUGUUGUAACGCAACCUGAAAUCCCCAAGCGCCCUCCUUUCGCACUACCCACCAACUUCGGAGGUGUACUUCAGCUUAAACGGAAACAAUUGAAAGCCACCGUAGCGCCAGACGACAACUCGCAAAAGUCAAAUAACCAGCAGUUUGACUCGAGUGUCUCUGUCCAAUUGUUAAAGGAGAUCGCCAACGAGACAAAACAUGAUUUGAUUAAUGCAGAGAAUUUGAAAGUUGAAGGACAACUUGGAGAAGGCAUUCACUCUUGUGUUAGCCUCGGUAUUUUACACCUAGAGAGCGAUACUCGUGGCCGGCAGGUUGCAGUGAAAGAAUUCCGACAUCAACACGCAGUUCCACCCGUUAACGUCCUCCGUGCUUUUCAACAAGAGUAUCGGAUUCUGGAAAGGUGUCGAAACCAGAAUGGCCAGGAGUACAUAGUUGAACUUCUCGGCGUGAUAUUGGAACCUCGUCUGGUUAUCCUCAUGGAGUACUUCAGUCAUAGCAGCUUGGCCCAGUGUCUGCAAGAUGAAGUCUCGUGGGGUCAAAUAACAAUAAAACAGGCACGCUCAUUAACACUUGGAUUGAAAAUUGCGCGUGGAAUCGCUUGGCUGCACAGGCACGACAUGAUUCAUCGGGACAUUAAAACGCACAAUAUCCUUAUUGGCGCCGAUCUGGCAACACCAAACGCAAGAGUGAAGGUCGGGGAUUUAGGCAGUGCUGUAGUUUGGCAGCAGCACGAACCACUGCUUCUGGAGGAGGUAGGGUCGUCUGGAUACACUGCUCCCGAGAUAUUUACACACCAGGGUUAUGGCAGCAAAGUCGACGUUUGGAGUUUUGGAGUUGUGCUGUGGGAGGUAGCUUCAAGCUCGUUGCACAAUCGGGUUAAUCCAUUCACGGGAAUCACAGGAGAGGAAUUUGUAAGCAAAGUCCAAAGCGGAUGCCGACCCCAUUUCGCUCACACCCAUCAGCUCUGUGUCAAGCCUGUCGUCGAGAAAUGCUGGACACUCAAUCCGUCACUACGACCCACUAUGGAUGAAGUAGUCAACGAGCUAGAAAAACUAUGCUCCCAGCUCUAG